AUGGACGUGGACGUAGAAAUGGACGUGGACGUGGACGUGGACAUGGACGUGGACGUAGACGUGGACGUGGACGUGGACGUGGACGUGGACGUGGACGUGGACAUGGACGUGGACAUGGACGUGGACGUGGACGUGGACGUAGAAAUGGACGUGGACGUGGACGUGGACGUGGACAUGGACUUGGACAUGGACGUGGACGUGGACGUGGACGUAGAAAUGGACGUGGACGUGGACGUGGACAUGGACGUGGACGUAGACGUGGACGUGGACGUGGACGUAGAAAUGGAGGUGGACGUGGACGUGGACGUGGACAUGGACAUGGACGUGGACGUGGACAUGGACGUGGUCAUGGAUAUGGAGGUGGACGUGGACGUGGACGUGGACAUGGACGUGGACGUGGACGUGGACGUAGACGUGGACGUGGACAUGGACGUGGACUUGAACCUGGACGUGGACAUGGACGUGGACAUGGACGUAGACGUGGACGUGGACAUGGACGUGGACUUGGACGUGAACGUGGACAUGGACGUGGACAUGGACGUAGACGUGGACGUGGACGUGGACAUGGACGUGGACGUGGACGUGGACGUGGACAUGGACGUGGACGUGGACAUGGACGUGGACGUGGACGUGGACAUGGACGUGGACAUGGACGUGGACAUGGACGUGGACGUGGACAUGGACGUGGACGUGGACAUGGACAAAUGGACGUUCACGUCUACGUCCACGUCCACGUCGUCCAUGGACGUGGACGUAGAAAUGGACGUGGACGUGGACGUGGACAUGGACGUGGACGUAGACGUGGACGUGGACGUGGACGUGGACGUGGACAUGGACGUGGACAUGGACGUGGACGUGGACGUGGACGUAGAAAUGGACGUGGACGUGGACGUGGACGUGGACAUGGACUUGGACAUGGACGUGGACGUGGACGUGGACGUAGAAAUGGACGUGGACGUGGACGUGGACAUAGACGUGGACGUAGACGUGGACGUGGACGUGGACGUAGAAAUGGACGUGGACGUGGACGUGGACGUGGACAUGGACAUGGACGUGGACGUGGACAUGGACGUGGUCAUGGAUAUGGAGGUGGACGUGGACGUGGACGUGGACGUGGACAUGGACGUGGACGUGGACGUGGACGUAGACGUGGACGUGGACAUGGACGUGGACUUGAACCUGGACGUGGACAUGGACGUGGACAUGGACGUAGACGUGGACGUGGACAUGGACGUGGACUUGGACGUGGACGUGGACAUGGACGUGGACAUGGACGUAGACGUGGACGUGGACGUGGACAUGGACGUGGACGUGGACGUGGACGUGGACAUGGACGUGGACGUGGACAUGGACGUGGACGUGGACGUGGACAUGGACGGACGUGGACGUGGACGUGGACAUGGACGUGGACAUGGACGUGGACUUGGACGUGGACGUGGACUUGGACGUGGACGAGACGUGGACGUGGACGUGGACGUGGACGUGGACGUGGACAUGGACGUGGACGUGGACGUGGACAUGAACGUGGACGUAGACGUGGACGUGGACGUGGACGUGGACCUGGACCUGGACAUGGACGUGGACGUGGACGUGGACGUGGACGUGGACGUGGACGUGGACGUGGACCUGGAAAUGGACGUGGACGUGGACGUGGACGUGGAGGUGGACGUGGACAUGGACAAGGACGUAGAAAUGGACGUGGACGUGGACGUGCACAUGGACGUGGACGUGGACGUGGACAUGGACGUAGACGUGGACAUGGACGUGGACGUAGAAAAGGACGUGAACGUGGACGUGGACAUGGACGUGGACGUAGACGUGGACGUGGACGUGGACGUAGACGUGGACGUGGACGUGGACGUGGACGUGGACAUGGACGUGGACAUGGACGUGGAUGUGGACGUGGACGUAGAAAUUGACGUGGACGUGGACGUGGACAUGGACGUGGACCUGGACGUGGACAUGGGCGUGGACGUAGAAAUGGACGUGGACGUGGACGUGGACAUGGACGUGGACGUAGACGUGGACGUGGACGUGGACGUAGAAAUGGACGUGGACGUGGACGUGGACAUGGACAUGGACGUGGACGUGGACGUGGACAUGGACGUGGACAUGGACAUGGAGGUGGACGUGGACGUGGACGUGGACGUGGACGUGGACGUGGACGUAGACGUGGACAUGGACGUGGACAUGGACGUGGACAUGGACGUGGACAUGGAUGUAGACGUGGACGUGGACGUGGACGUGGACAUGGACGUGGACGUGGACGUGGACAUGGACGUGGACGUGGACGUGGACAUGGACGUGGACAUGGACGUGGACAUGGACGUGGACGUGGACAUGGACGUGGACGUGGACAUGGACGUGGACGUGGACGUGGACGUGGACGGAAUGGACGUGGACAUGGACGUGGACUUGGACGUGGACGUGGACAUGGACGUGGACGUGGAUAUGGACGUAGACGUGGACGUGGACGUGGACAUGGACGUGGACGUGGACGUGGACAUGGACGUGGACGUGGACAUGGACGUGGACGUGGACAUGGACGUGGACGUGGACAUGGACGUGGACGUGGACAUGGACGUGGACGUGGACAUGGACGUAGACGUGGACGUGGACGUGGACGUGGACGUGGACGUAGACGUGGACGUGGACAUGGACGUGGACGUGGACCUGGACCUGGACGUGGACGUGGACGUGGACGUGGACGUGGACAUGGACGUAGACAUGGACGUGGACGUGGACGUGGACGUGGACGUGGACAUGGACGUGGACGUGGACGUGGACGUGGACAUGGACGUGGACGUGGACGUGGACAUGGACGUGGACGUGGACGUGGAAGUGGACGUGGACGUAGACGUGGACGUGGACAUGGACAUGGACGUGGACCUGGACCUGGACGUGGACGUGGACGUGGACGUGGACGUGGACAUGGACGUAGACAUGGACGUGGACGUGGACGUGGACGUGGACCUGGACAUGGACGUGGACGUGGACGUGGACAUGGACGUGGACGUGGACGUGGAAGUGGACGUGGACGUAGACGUGGACGUGGACAUGGACAUGGACGUGGACCUGGACCUGGACGUGGACGUGGACGUGGACGUGGACGUGGACAUGGACGUAGACAUGGACAUGGACGUGGACGUGGACGUGGACGUGGACAUGGACGUGGACGUGGACGUGGACGUGGACAUGGACGUGGACGUGGACGUGGAAGUUGACGUGGACGUGGACGUGGACGUGGACGUGGACGUGGACAUGGACGUGGACGUCGACGUGGACAUGGACGUGGACGUGGACGUGGACGUGGACGUGGACGUAGAAAUGGACGUGGACGUGGACGUGGACGUGGACGUGGACGUGGACGUAGAAAUGGACGUGGACGUGGACGUGGACGUGGACGUGGACAUGGACGUGGACAUGGACGUGGACGUGGACGUGGACGUGGACAUGGACGUCGACGUGGAUGUGGACGUGGACGUGGACGUAGUUAUGGACGUGGACGUGGACGUGGACAUGGACGUGGACAUGGACGUGGACAUGGACGUGGACAUGGACGUGGACAUGGACGUGGACAUGGACAUGGACGUGGACAUGGACGUGGACGUGGACAUGGACGUGGACGUGGACGUAGAAAUGGACGUGGACGUGGACGUAGAAAUGGACGUGGACGUGGACGUGGAAGUGGAUAUGGACGUGGACAUGGACAUGGACGUGCACGUGGACGUGGACAUGGACGUGGACGUAGAAAUGGACGUGGACGUGGACGUGGACAUGGACGUGGACGUGGACGUGGACGUGGACGUGGACGUGGACGUGGACAUGGACGUGGACAUGGACGUGGACAUGGACGUGGACAUGGACGUGGACAUGGACGUGGACGUGGACGUGGACAUGGACGUGGACGUGGACGUGGACGUGGACGUGGACAUGGACGUGGACAUGGACGUGGACGUGGACGUGGACGUGGACGUGGACAUGGACAUGGACGUGGACGUGGACGUGGAGGUGGACGUGGACGUGGACGUGGACGUGGACGUGGACGUGGACGUGGACGUGGACGUGGACGUCGACGUGGACAUGGACGUGGACGUGGACGUGGACGUGGACAUGGACGUGGACGUGGACGUGGACGUGGACGUAGAAAUGGACGUGGACGUGGACGUGGACAUGGACGUGGACGUGGACGUGGACGUAGAAAUGGACGUAGACGUGGACGUGGACGUGGACGUGGACAUGGACGUGGACAUGGACGUGGACGUGGACGUGGACAUGGACGUGGACGUGGACGUGGACAUGGACGUGGACGUGGACGUAGAAAUGGACGUGGACGUGGACGUGGACGUGGACAUGGAUGUGGACAUGGACGUGGACAUGGACGUGGACAUGGACGUGGACAUGGACAUGGACGUGGACAUGGACGUGGACGUGGACAUGGACGUGGACGUGGACGUGGACGUAGAAAUGGACGUGGACGUGGACGUAGAAAUGGACGUAGACGUGGACGUGGAAGUGGACAUGGAAGUGGACAUGGACGUGGACGUGGACGUGGACGUGGACAUGGACGUGGACAUGGACGUAGAAAUGGACGUGGACGUGGACGUGGACAUGGACGUGGACGUGGACGUGGACGUGGACGUGGUCGUGGACAUGGACGUGGACGUGGACGUGGACGUGGACGUGGACAUGGACCUGGAUGUGGACGUGGACAUGGACGUGGACGUGGACGUGGACGUGGACGUGGACGUGGACGUGGACGUAGACAUGGACGUGGACGUGGACGUGGACGUGGACGUGGACGUGGACGUAGACGUGGACGUGGACGUGGACGUGGACGUGGACGUGGACGUGGACGUGGACAUGGACGUGGACGUGGACGUGGACGUGGACGUGGAAAUGGACGUGGACGUGGACGUGGACGUGGACGUGGUCGUGGACAUGGACGUGGACGUGGACGUGGACAUGGACGUAGACAUGGACGUGGACGUAGACAUGGACGUGGACGUGGACGUGGACAUGGACGUGGACGUGGACGUGGACAUGGACGUGGACAUGGACGUGGACGUGGACGUGGACGCGAACGUGGACGCGGUCGUGGACGUGAACGUGGACAUGGACGUGGACGUGGACGUGAACGUGGACGCAGACGUGGACGUGGACGUGGACGUGGACGUGGACGUGGACGUGGACGUGGACAUGGACGUGGACAUGGACGUGGAGGAGGACGUGGACGUGGACGUGGACGUGGACGUGGACGUGGACGUAGACGUGGACGUGGACAUGGACGUGGACGUGGACGUGGACAUGGACGUGGACAUGGACGAAGACGUGGACGUGGACGUGGACAUGGACGUGGACGUGGACGUGGACGUGGACAUGGACGUGGACGUGGACGUGGACAUGGACGUGGACAUGGACGUGGACAUGGACGUGGACGUGGACGUGGACGUGGACAUGGACGUGGACGUGGACGUGGACGUGGACGUGGACGUGGACAUGGACUUGGACAUGGACGUGGACUUGGACGUGGACGUGGACAUGGACGUAGACGUGGACGUGGACGUGGACAUGGACGUGGACGUGGACGUGGACGUGGACGUGGACGUGGACAUGGACGUGGACAUGGACAUGGACAUGGACGUGGACGUGGACAUGGACGUGGACGUGGACAUAGACAUGGACGUGGACAUGGACGUGGACGUGGACGUGGACGUGGACAUGGACGUGGACGUGGACGUGGACGUGGACGUGGACAUGGACGUGGACGUGGACGUGGACAUGGACGUGGACGUGGACAUGGACGUGGACAUGGACGUGGACAUGGACGAGGACGUGGACGUGGACGUGGACAUGGACGUGGACGUGGACGUGGACGUGGAGGUGGACGUGGAGGUGGACGUGGACGUGGACAUGGACGAGGACGUGGACGUGGACGUGGACGUGGACGUGGACGUAGAAAUGGAGGUGGACGUGGACGUGGACCUGGACGUUGACGUGGACGUGGACCUGGACGUUGACGUCCGCGUGGACGUGGACAUGGACAUGGACGUGGACGUGGACGUGGACGUGGACGUGGACGUGGACGUAGACGUGGACGUGGACGUGGACGUGGACGUGGACGUGGACGUGGACAUGGACGUGGACGUGGACGUGGACGUGGACGUGGAAAUGGACGUGGACGUGGACGUGGACGUGGACGUGGUCGUGGACAUGGACGUGGACGUGGACGUGGACAUGGACGUAGACAUGGACGUGGACGUAGACAUGGACGUGGACGUGGACGUGGACAUGGACGUGGACGUGGACGUGGACAUGGACGUGGACGUAUGGACGUGGACGUGGACGUGGACGCGGACGUGGACGUGA
Messenger RNA from Closterium sp. NIES-65, 6369 nucleotides. The record is from the annotation of a GenBank genome assembly. NCBI's taxonomy places the organism in Eukaryota, Viridiplantae, Streptophyta, Zygnematophyceae, Desmidiales, Closteriaceae.